Messenger RNA from Stereum hirsutum FP-91666 SS1, 3084 nucleotides. RefSeq lists its product as uncharacterized. Lineage: Eukaryota; Fungi; Basidiomycota; Agaricomycetes; Russulales; Stereaceae. The record is from RefSeq and is a predicted model, not a curated record. The coding region runs from base 178 to 2940 and encodes 920 amino acids. The transcript has 8 exons.
GCUCGGCACAUUCUUGUCGUCGGUCAAAGUUUAACUUGUAUUCUUCCUCGAUAUCUCUAAACUGAACAUCAAACGGGAGAAAUUUUAGCAGAAAAUCAUCUGGUUCACCAGACUCUCAAAUAUAAUCAAGACACUUGUUGCGACAUAUAACUCCAGACUGCGAUUCAAUAACUCACAAUGGCUCGAUUCACUGCAUUCGGUCCGGACACGAGCGACGAGGACGAUUUAUACGACCCUCCCAAGCGGGCGCCACCACGCACUCUAAAACAAAACAACUUGCAUCCCUCAACCGCUGAUGACGACGGAGAUUACGAGGACGACGAUUCUGAGGAAGAUGGACCAUCAACCGCUGGACCGUCCGAAAUGGAUGAAGAUGACCUCCACGACAGUCCUCCCAGGACUAGGCGCCGUCAGGACCCGAAUGCGUUGGUGGAAGGGGAAGAUGGCCAAUACUACCAUGCACAUGAGAUUGAGAAGGUGCGAAUUGCUAAUGGAGACGGGAUGAGAGGCGCUGGCCAGGGAGACAAGACUACGCAACCUAUACCGUGGCCUCAGCAAUUAGGUCUCGCCCCUCAGACGGUGCACGUCAAGCAAACCUCCUUGUUUCGGGCACCAGAGGAAGAGAGGGCUAUGAAGGCACAACAGUCAACAAGAGCGAAGGCGGGACAGCCACAUAUCACAUGGGAGAACGGUCUCCAUCGAAAACAUAGCAGAGAGUCAGAUGGGGAUCAUAGGCUCGCCACACAAGAGCGCGCGUCCUUUGCCCACGAUAUAGAGCCUAUACCAUACCGACCGUCUCGAAAAUACGCACGAGUCGAGAGUUCAGCAUCUGCAGUGGUUGGCAGUGAAAGGUCGAUGCUUGACGCGGGCCUUGCUCUUGGUCGCUCGUUCCGCGCAGGGUGGGGGCCCGGUGGCACCUUAGUCCAUCUUGGCCAACUAUGCAGCCCAUACACCCCAGACACGCAAACAGGCAACUCGUCGACCGUGACACUUUCCUAUGUUCCUCUUAUACAACCCGGCCCCAUAAUCAAUCCCAGAAGACCUUUUGAGGAACCCAUAAAACGUCUUGAGAAACUCCUCGAGCAUCACCACAAGCGAUCCUUCAUCCAACCCGACACUAAUGGCAUCCCAUUCGCCGAACCCUCCUCGGAGCUUACUUUCGCAUACUUUUCGUCCAUUUUCUCACCAACAGACCAGUCCUUCGAAGCUCUUUUUUUCCGUCUUGGGCACGUCCUCUUCGACUCUCCCGAUUUACGCCUCAAAGACGAUGUAGACCUCGAAGUUCGAAAGCGCGUGGGUGACAUUCGCCGGAAAGCCGCGCUCUCUGCAUGGCUCGAAGAGGCCGUUGCUCCAUCGGUGGACACGGACGUCAAAGACUCCAUUGCUGGCUCGGCCAAGGCCAUCUUCGGGCUCUUGACGGGCAAUCAGAUCGAGAAGGCGUGUCAGGUUGCGAUGGAUUCUCAUAACGUCAAACUCGCUACGUUGAUCUCACAAGCCGGAGGCGAUUACGAUUUCAUCGGUCAUUUACGCUCACAACUCGAGAUAUGGAAGGACGAACGAGUAGAUGUCCAUAUCGACGAGAAUAUGCGCAAAAUCUACGCUUUACUCGCUGGAUACGUCGACGUCCUGGAGGGUUCGGGUGGGUCUGGGGUCGAACAGUGUAAGGAACUGGAGAUCUCGAGAGGACUUGACUGGAAAAGGGUGUUUGGAUUGCACCUUUGGUUUGGCCAGCCGCUAGAUGCGACCAUUGCGGAGGUGUUCGACUCCUACGAGAAGCACUGGAAGCGAGCGGAGGAGUAUGCUCUACCUGCUGGGUCUGAAGCAUAUGUAGCACCACCGAUUCCGUGGUACUCUGAGACGCCGACCGGCGAGCUGCAGAAACCGUCGUCUGUGUGGCAGUUGCCGGACGAUGCAAACCCUCCAGAUGCCCUGUACUCCCUCAUCCGACUGCAUGCCCAGCCCGAACUUUCACUCUCACAAAUCAUGUCCCCUCUGUCGUUCGGACCUUCACCUGUCGAUUUCUCGCUCCCAUGGCACCUUUAUAUCAUCCUCUCGCAGAGUAUGCGGAAAAGAGAUCUAGCAGACAGGGAUGACCCACGGGCCGGCAGACCGGAGGGAGAGAAUGUAGAUGGGAUGGAGGAAGACGUAGAGGUGGAGGGACAUAGCCCAAGCGCGGAUGUGCUAGCUAGUAGCUAUGCGCUGCAGCUGGAGCAGUUGGAGUUGAUCCAACAGGCUGCCUUCGUCUUGCUGCACAUAGAAGAGUCUGCAGGAAGGGAAAAGGCCAUCAAAGACUUAUUAGCUCGAUCGGCGCCACAGCUCGACAAACACAAUACAAGGGGACUUGUCGAGAGAGUGGAGAUCCCGCUGCCGUGGGUGAAUGAGGCAAAGGCCCUGUACGCGCUUGACAAAGGUGACGUUUGGGAAGCCUAUCAACUCUACCUGCAAGCCGGCUUGUACAGCGCUGCACAUGAUAUAGCCGUGCUCCAGCUCGCGCCAGAGGCGGUUAUUCGUGAUGACUUAGAGUUGCUGGAGUCGAUAUUUGUAGAGUUUACGGGUCGUCCCGUGGAAGGGUGGCAUGUACGGGGAAAAGCAUUCCUCGACUACGUGACCAUUCGGGAGAGGAUGCCUUACCUUCGCGCUGGGCUGCAGGACGCCGCAGUACCUGACGCAGCGCAGGCCACAGAGUUCGAAGAACUCUCGAUGUCGAUCCCCAAACUCAUCGGAAUCCUCCCAGACGUGUUGCGCGAUCGCUCCGAUCCUCGACACAAUGUGGCUCUAUCCGAGAUGAUUUCGAGGCUCACGUUUGAACUCGAUGCUGUCCAGCCGCUCUUACUGUCCCAGUCCCAGAUUCGCCCAAUGUUGGUUGAUGAGGCCUCUAAAUUCAAACAUGUCCAGUCAGUGGCGCAAUCAAGGUUCCUCAAGUUGGUCCAGGGGUCAUAAUGACGUUCACACUACUGUAGAGCAUCCACGAACAUCUGUCCAAAGCUGGUCUUCGUUUCGCUUCUCUUUUGUUUGCUUUCGAACUCGAACUACACUUUUAUGUUUGACAUCUGAUAGCUCCAGGCCUGUAAAUAAAUUAUGAUU